AAAUAAUUAAACGUCCAUUAUUUGUACACAUGUUACAAAUAGUUUACGUUAAAGAAGGGAUAAAACUUUCAAAGGUCGGUUUUCUCAAACCAGGAUGCUGAAGCCGGCAGAAAAACGCUUCUGUUUUGAUCGGUAAUGAUAUAAGGACAGGUAAUAACAAUAACACUUGGUGCCUGUGGUUUCCCGGAAAGCUCUGUGUUAUUGGAAAGGUCUGGGUGGCUUUACUAUGUAAAGCAUUCACAACUAGCCUGUACAAAGCCUCCCAGCUCUGUUUCUCUCUCAGUUUGGCGUACCUGCGGAUCAAGUCAUAGCAUUAGACUGCGGAGCUGGAGAGAACCAUGUGCAGCCCAAUGCCAGAGCCUAUUUGUUUGGUGGAAAAUGUGAACGGUUCACUGCGUGUGAGUGAUGGAGCCAUUGAGUACCUGUACAGGAUUAACCAGCCGGUGGUGGUGGUGUCUGUGGUGGGACUGUAUCGCACAGGAAAGUCUUACCUCAUGAACCGCCUGGCAGGAAAACAAACUGGCUUUGCUCUUGGCAGCACCAUUGAGUCGAAGACUAAAGGUAUUUGGAUGUGGUGUGUGCCACACCCCUAUAACACAGGACAAACUCUGGUGUUGCUUGACACUGAAGGACUGGGGGACGUUGACAAGGGAGACUCUAAAAAUGACGCCUGGAUCUUCUGUCUAGCUGUUCUUCUCAGCAGCACUCUGGUCUACAACAGCCGUGGGACCAUCGACAACACAGCAGUGGAACAGCUACACUAUGUCACUGAGCUUGCAGAGCAGAUUAAGAUCAAAUCACCUGCAUCCCGAGCAGCUGAGGUAGAGGAGGAGGAGGAAGACUCUCAGUUUGUUCAGUUUUUUCCUAACUUUAUCUGGACAGUGCGUGAUUUUUCACUGGAGCUGGUGAUUGAGAAAAAGGGUCGAGUGACCGAGGAUGAGUACCUGGAUUUUGCCCUGCAGCUGAAGAAAGGUCUUAGUAAGAAGGACACCAACUACAAUCUUCCAAGGCAGUGUAUUCGAAACUAUUUUCCAACCCGCAAGUGCUUUGUUUUCCCGUUUCCUGCCUUCCAGGACAAAAUGGUUCAGCUCGAGAGCCUGGAUGAGAGUGAAAUUUGGCCCCAUUUUCUGACCGUCACACAGCGUUUCUGUGACUACGUUUUUGCUGCAAGCAAAGUUAAAACAGUUAAAGGAGGAUACCGAGUCACAGGGAGGAUGUUUGGUCACCUAGUGCAGUCAUAUGUGGAGACCAUCUCUAGUGGGAAAGUCCCUUGUCUGGAGAAUGCUGUGGUUGUAAUGGCGAGGAUAGAAAAUGAGGCAGCUGUGCUGGAGGGGCUUAAACUGUACAAGAGUGGGAUGGAACAGGUGAAGAACUUAUUUCCAGUCAGUUUGAGUGCAAUUUCUGCUGAGCACAAGAAGAUCAGCAACACGGCCAACACUGAGUUUAUGAAGCGCUCCUUUAAAGAUGAAAAGGGGGAAUACUUCAAGAAACUGAUGGAGGCAGUAGAUAAGCACUAUGCUGAACUGACUGUUCAGAACAUGGAGGCAUCAGAACAGAAGUGCCAGCAGAUUCUGUCUGAUCUAUACAGGGAUUUGAGUGUGCUUGUACAGAACGGAGACUUUACAAAGCCUGGAGGAUAUCAACUCUACUGCACACAACGAGACCAUGUCAUUACCCAAUACCACAUGCAGCCCAAUAAGGGAAUGCAGGCUGAAGAGGUGGUGGAGAGGUUUCUGAGUGAGAAAAGUGUGGAGGCAAAAUUAAUUCUCCAGACUGACGAACAACUGACUGAAAGUGAAAAAAAGAUUCAAGAGGAGAAAGAACAAGCAGCUCUGUUAGAGCAGCAGUGUAAAGUUGAACAGGAGAGAAAAAUGGAGAUGGAGCAACUGAUGCAGGAGGAAAAAUUGCACCAUGAGCAACGGCUACAGCAGCUGGAGGAGAAGUUCGAGGAGGAGAAGAUUCAGCAGCAGCAGGAGCUAGAGAGAGCGCUGGAAAGUAAACUGACCGAACAUAAAGAACUUGUUCAGAAAGGGUUUGAAGAGAAAGCCCAGCUGAUGGACCUGGAGAUUGAGCAACUUAAAAAAGAAAAAGAUGCACUUUCUCACAGUUUUUAUAAGGAUUAUGUCAUUCCUGGUGUGGAUGUUGCUAAAGAAUUGUUGUUCAUGUACAUCAAGUAUAAAGCGAUGAAGAAAGGGUUACCCACUUUUUAAGAAAAUCAGAACUAUCAUUCUGUAAUAGAGAACACUAACUAAAAUUAAGAAACAUUAACAUACUGUAAUAUAUUGGAAAUAUAUAUAAAACUCAGCGAAAAAAGAAACUCCUUUUUCAGGAGACUGUAUUUUAAAGAUAAUUUUGUAACAUCUAAAUAAGCUUUACAGAUCUUUAUUGGAAAGGGGUUAAACAAUGUUUUUCAUGCUUGUUCAAUGAACCAUAAACAAUUAUUGCACAUGCACCUGUGGAACAGUCCUUAAAACAUGAACAGUUUACAGGCGAUAGCCAAUUACGUUCACAGUUACAAUAACUUAGGACACUAAAGAGACCUUUCUACUGACUCAGUAGAAAAAAAAACAGAAGAAAGAUGCCUAGGGUUCCUGCUCACCUGCGUGAACAUGCCAUAGGCCUGCUGCAGGGAGACAUGAGGACUGCAGAUGUGGCCAGAGCAAUAAAUUGCAAUAAACUUGAUUUUUCAAAGCUGUAGAUCUAGUUUUGGAAAGGAGGGUUAAAGUUUAAUGCAGAAACCCUCCAUCAUAUUGGAGCUUAAUGUAUUCACUGAACUAUAUAUGGACGUUUUCCAGGAGUUCUUCAGAUUAUGUAAAAUUGCAGCCACAAUUCCUGUCAGUACAAUCUCAUAUGAGUGGAGUUUUUCCUCUCUUACACAUAUAAAGACCCAUCUUAGAUCUAUGAUAGCAGGUGACAGGCAAAUUGAUCUGGGAUCUCUACCUGUGGAAAAGAGCUGUGCUCUCAAUCUGGAUGAUGUUGCAAAUAUCUUUGCAAGAAACCAUAAGAACUGGAGAAUGUAAAUGAAAACUAGACACUUGAAGGAGUUCAUACUGCAAUAUCACAUUGCAUUUUGUUCUUUUAGAGCUGUAUAAUUUGUUCCUUGGGUUGUUAUGCCAUGUGACAGCACUCUAAAGGGGACUGACUUUGUACGUGCAGACCAUGUAUUCCUAAUAAAAUUGAAUUAUUUACACAUGUUUCAAAAAAGGUCAUGUUGCCUGCC
Ictalurus punctatus (channel catfish) is the source of this 3220-nucleotide messenger RNA. Its product is annotated as guanylate-binding protein 1. Bases 339 to 2210 code for a protein of 623 amino acids. The record is from RefSeq and is a predicted model, not a curated record. NCBI's taxonomy places the organism in Eukaryota, Metazoa, Chordata, Actinopteri, Siluriformes, Ictaluridae. Gene Ontology annotation, molecular function: GTPase activity; ribulose-bisphosphate carboxylase activity; GTP binding. The transcript has 11 exons. Gene Ontology annotation, biological process: carbon fixation.